CGUGACAAGUUGCCUAUUCUAUUCUUUGUGUCCAACGUUCUUCAGCACCCCUCACAGCCAAAAUGCUUCAAAGUCUCGCUCCCACUAUUGCAACCAUCCUGCUGGUGUUUUUAGUCGAGUUCACGGCUGCGGGAAACACCACCUGUGCGGGGAACAUGACACAAUGGUACACAGAUGCAGUAGGAGAGACAGCAUGUAUGACGUAUCAAAGGCUCAGACAAAUAUGCAACCCCAACUAUGAGGUCCCGAACUUUCGGCAAAAUACUCCAGGUGAUCAAUGCGACGAUCAAUUGCAGAGUUGUUGUUGUAAUUCCAUCUCGUGGGCGCUAAGUAUGCUCUGCAUGAACUGUCAAUGGGAUGUAAAUGGCGGGUCUGCCUAUGGCAUCGACGCUGGCGUUGGUGCAUACGGGAUGUAUCGUUCUCCAUCUGGACCGUUUUGCAGUCCAGGAACGAAUCAAUCGCUUCCUGCUGACAUACAAGCUGCAGUUUGCAACAAAGACAUUAAACUUGGCAAUUUCUUAUACGACCUCUUUUGGUCCGACGGUCCAUGUGUAUACACCAUGAACACUGCUUCGAAGGACGAAGCGGAGACAAACAACAACAUGUAUACCCACUGCAACAGCACGACGAGCACAACCUUGAGUCCAAGCGCCAGCACAAUAACUACCUCGGCGACUCCAUCCCAAACAACGGCCGCUGCUUCCCCAGGUUCCGCACAUAAAUCUAAUGUUGCCAUAAUUGUAGGUCCUGUGAUCGGUGCCAUAGUCGGGCUCGCCGCGGCUGUUCUGGUCGCACGAUCCUGCUGGCGUAAGCGCCAACAAAGGCUCGUCCGCCUUUCGUUGGAUACCGAUAGCCCGUAUGCGCACGCAAUGGCAAUGGUUUCACCAUAUACGGUUACAGAUUCCAAUACAGACACGAUAUCAGGGAACCCGACUUUGUACGGGCUCGAGCAUUCACGCAAACGGGGUCAUCUACCAACAUCAAGCAAUUCCUUCCCCUCCAAUACUGCACUAGUCUCCACUACUGGUGAAAACGGCCAGAGCUUAUCGGACUCUUUUAGAAAUAUAGGUUCUUCCGUCAGCGCGCUCAGGCACGAGGAUGCAGGGGUUGUUCCAAACCUUGCGCGCUCUGGCUCUGGAAGACUGCCUCCAGCAUACGACCCUGGUUGGGAAGCACCCCACAGCGAAACUUCGCGACUGAAUCCCGAUUCAGAAUUCCAAGCAGAGGAGUCUCCCUCACAGACCGCGGCGAACAGCGAGCCUAGUCCCUGGCGCACCAAGUAGUGAUGUGAUACCACCUUUUCUGUUUGACAAACUUCAUUCCAUACUUUUCGACUCUGCGCGAUAAAACAAAACAUACAUAUUGCAUACUUCACGCUCCAGUACAAAUUCAGGCGAUUUCAUCCCCCAUCUUGACGACCUGGCUUUUUUGCACUAACAAUUUACGGAACAUUAUUCGCCACAUACACUGAAUACAGCCUUUCAUUGUUGCCCUCACCGACUUCUUUUGGCUCUACCUUAAGGAUACCAUACAUAUUAGCACUAACAUUAAUAUUGUCCCUGCCUUCUAGAGAAGCUAUUCUAAUCACCACGUAGGCCUUUCAUUGAAUUAUUCGUUUCUUCCU
This is a messenger RNA of Suillus clintonianus, 1624 nucleotides long. RefSeq lists its product as uncharacterized. The coding region runs from base 63 to 1283 and encodes 406 amino acids. The transcript is spliced from 9 exons. The record is from RefSeq and is a predicted model, not a curated record. NCBI's taxonomy places the organism in Eukaryota, Fungi, Basidiomycota, Agaricomycetes, Boletales, Suillaceae.